Molecule: messenger RNA, 258 nt
Organism: Rhizophagus irregularis DAOM 181602=DAOM 197198
Lineage: Eukaryota; Fungi; Glomeromycota; Glomeromycetes; Glomerales; Glomeraceae
Source: RefSeq, a predicted model, not a curated record
AUGGAUAAUGAACAACCACCAACAAAUCACGAACGUGCUCCUUCAAAAAUUCCAUGCAAUAACUUAAACACUUGCGACUUUUCAGAUACAACUUCUAACAAUCCAUCGUCCUACGCUAGUUUUGCUAUUCGUAGACGCCGUAAUCAACGACGUUUAAGACAUAUUACAAUUAAUAUAAUGAAUCAAUCGCUUAUUAAUUAUCUUCGCUUACGUUUAGUCGAAAUCGCAAAAUCUGCAAACCUAUCCAAUAAUAUAUGA